GUGGUGAUGCGGUUCUGUGUUCCACCGUUUUUUCACGCUGAGAGAAAAGAGACUGACGCUUGAGCGGGUGGAGACUGCCACACAUUUAAAUCCCCCGGGUCGGUUUUUCAGCGUUUAGCAACAAUUAACUUUUCCUUUUUUUAUUUUCUUUCUGUCUUUGGAUUCUUUAGAGCUGGUUUAAUGUCGUAAAUGACAGGGCUGUAAGGGCGUCGUUGUUGGGAAGUUUUUUCGAGGGGGGGUUUUUUGACCAGCAAAGAGCCAUGGCAGUCGAGGCUCGGCCGGAGCUGGUCGGGAAGCGGUUCCUCUGUGUGAGCGGGGACGAGCCGCCUGAAAUUGGUGACAUCGCUCGGUGGCCGUGGAGGUCCGGGGUCAUACGAGCCGUUAACCACCGUGACAGCGACAAUCCCGACCUGACGGUAUAUGUGGAAUUUGAUGACCAGGAGUGGGAGAAGAGAGAGUGGGUGAAGGUCUACGAGGAUUUCCAGCUGUUUCUACUGGAGCACCAGCUGGUCUGGGCCAAGAGGAAGGAGGGAGGAGGAGGAGGAGGAGCAGGUGGAGGAGCAGGAGGCCUGCUGCAGGGGACCAAGGCCAGACACAUACAGUGGCCUGCUCUGGCGUUUAAGCCAGUAGUGGGGAAGAGCCUGUUGUCACCAGUAACAGCAGUGGAAUUCUUGUUAGACCGACAGCUGGACUUCUUGUCUGACCAUUCUGCUUACCAACCAUAUCAGGAUGAGGUGGACAGUCAGAACCCAGUGUUGAGAGACAACCAUCAGCUCCAUGAAGAAGUGAAGAGCUGGCUCAAAGACCAGAAAGUGCAAGAAAUUUUUAUGCAAGGUCCCUAUUCCUUGAAUGGCUACCGUGUGCGUGUAUACAGACAAGACUCAGCCACCCAGUGGUUCACUGGCAUCAUUACACACCACGAUCUCUUCAGUCGAAACAUGGUCGUUAUGAAUGACCAGGUGCUGGAGCCUCAGAACGUGGAUCCAUCUAUGAUCCAGAUGACCUUUCUGGAUGACGUAGUCCACUCCCUGCUGAAAGGAGAAAACAUCGGCAUCACUUCCAGACGAAGGUCUCGAUCCAGCCAGAACAACAACACUGCCCAUAUGGCGGGAGGGAGACCCGGCGGGACCACUGGCAACACUCAGAGUCAUUACACCCGAGCCCAAGCUAACAGCCCCCGCCCGAUUAUGACCUCAUCUGGCCCAAACCCAAAAGGUUCCCAAGGCACACUGGCCUCCCAGCAGCAGAGCCAAUCACAGCAAAGCCAGCAGCCAGCCAGCCAAUCACACAACUCGCCUGGCGCCAGUGGGCGGGAGCAGAGAGAGCAGCGCAGCUCUCGCUCUUCAAGGAGGAAAGGAUCAGAUAGCAGUGUUCCAGAGGAGGACAAAGACAGGAGAGAAGAGACCAUAGGGAGAGAUUCUAAGUCAAAGGCCAAGCAGGCUGUGAACAAACGCAGGAAGGGUGAGGAAGAUGAGAAGAAGGCAGGUCUGAAGAGACUGAAGACUGACAUGACCUCUGAUCUGUCAGAGAGCAGUGAUUCAGAAAACCCACACAACAAGAGGACCCCCCACUCCUCAUGCUCCUCUUCCUCCUCAUCAUCUUCAUCAUCCUCCUCCUCAUCCUCCUCCUCUUCCUCCUCCUCAGAGCCUAGUUCUGAGAAUGAGCUAAAGACUCGCAGCGGUGAUGUGAAACAGAGUAGUGUUUCCAAAAAGGAGGAAGAUGAGAAGCCGCUGAUGCAGGGCACCAAAAUGAACGAUUCCUCGUCUCUCAUUGGUCGCCUGUCCCCAUGGGUGGAGCUUCAAGCAGCAGAUGACUGCAAGAAGGCUGUGGUGAAGGAAACAGGCAAAAUGAUAUCGAAGGAGGAGGAAGAACUAGUUGCAGUAACACAGAUCACGCACUCUCCACGGCAACAGAUCCCUCUGAUGUCUGACACCGUCCAGGGUGGCAUUCUGGAGAGCAGCAAGAACGCUGUGAAAGCGUCAUCUCGAUCCCAGACGCCGUCCUUGUCCCACCUCCAUGGCAGCAGUGUGAUUGACAUCACAGAUGAUGCCCAGGCAACAGUGCACCAGGAGAGUUCAGAGGCAGUGUCAGCACUGCUCGCUUCCCAGAAGGCUGAGUCCACGUCCCUCUCCCCUUACCUUCCCCUCAACCCUUCUCCCGUCUCCUCACCUCCCGUCCCUCCUUCUCCUUCUCCAGAGGGAAGCCGCAGGACGGAUAUUGAACCUCCCAUGCAGCAGCAGGGCAUUAUUGGAGGUGUUAUGACAGCAGUCAGGAGCUUAGGUAGCAAGAUAGAGUUUGCUCCCUCCGAAGUCAUCAGGCCUGUCGCUUCCAUGACUGAAAAUGUGGUGCUGGUGGAGAAGGAGAAAACUGUCCUUUCUCAUCAUCAUCAUCAUCAUCAUCAUCAGCAGCAGCAACAGCAGCAGCAUCAGCAUCAGCAACAUCACACACAACAGCAGCAACACUACACAUCAAUUCACCCCAGUAUAAAGAGCCCAUCUCUAUCUGAGGAGACGAGAAAACACCCACAGCAACAACAGCUCCCACACAAGAUGAACACAGUCCUCCCCCCUGAAUUAGCCAAAUCCAAAAUGAGCCCCAACCCAAACCCCAACCCAAACCCCAACCCAACUCAGCUCGACUCCCUGAAACAGAAACUCCAGCACCCCAACAACUCUCAUUCCCAUCCUUACCCCAACACAAACCCAGCUGACCUUCUUAAGACAAAGCCCCACCCGAGCCAGCUGGACAUCUCCAAACCUAAACCAAACACUUCCCCAGAGGUCUCAAAACAUAAAAUACCAAGGUACUCUGACACAUCCCCACCAUCGACAGGCCGUUUGUCCGCUAAAGCAGAGAUAUCAGAACCUGCUCGAUCUGGUUUCAAGCCAGUGCCAGCUCGCUCAGAGUCACUUGGAGUUAGUACAAGCAGCAGCAGCAACAGCAACAGCGGCAGCACCAGCACCAAGAGCCCUCUGAUCAUCGAUAAAAAUGAGACCUUCACUGUUUACAGGGACCCAGCACUGGUCCGCUCCGAUGCAGAGAAUUCUGCCUCUGUCACUGUCUCCUCUAACCACGUGGCAGCCUAUCUCCAUCCCCACCUGCACACUCUCCACUCUCCAUCUCCUCACUCCCCUUGCCUCACCCCUGCAUCCCACCCCCAUGCCGCCUCCCACCUCCUUGCCCCUCCUCACACUUCUGCCCUACCUCACCAUCACCUUUUACCCCCUGGGGUGUUACCGGCCAUGCCUCCUCCCGCAGCAUCUCUCCUUGGGGGUCACCCUCGGCUCGAUUCCCCCAGUGGGUUGGGCCACCUUGCCCUGCCUCACCCAGCAGCUGCACACCAGCAGCAGUUCCUACAGGGUCAAGGCCCUCCUCCACCGCCCCUACUAGCCCAGGCUCACAGCGGGGCCGCAGGACUGGGCUUAUACCCCAUCCUCUGGCAGUACCCCAAUGGAACUCCAACCUCCUACCCCCCAGGACUCAACCUGCCCUCCACAGCAAAGUGGGUCCACCCUGAAAAUCCUGUCACAGUGAAUUCUGAGGCCUCUCUCAGGAGGAACACAGCAAGUCCGUGGCUGCACCAGGCUGCUGGUAGUGCUAGUGACAGUCUAGGUUUGCUGAGCCAUGUUCCCGUUCGGCCAGCCAGCGCCGAUGCACACCGCGGCCCUGUCAAGAUCAACGCACACGCAAGCCCUCCAAUUUCAAAGGCCAGCUUGGACAUUCAUAAAGAGGAUGUGGAUAAGAAAGGUUUUGUGGACCCAAUAAGGACGUUGACAUUGGCCCAGCUGAAACAGGAUCAGACAGACAGGAGUCGAACUCCAACAGGGAAAGACGUCAGCCUACACCGCCUCUACCUAGACCCUCACAGCAAGGCUCGCCUGGCAAGUACACAGGAUGCAGUUCAGGCAGCAGACCGAGCCAGUAAAUACAAAGAGGAGAAUCGGCAAAUACUGAAAGAAAGUAUCGAAGUCGCUCCCUUCACUGCUAAGAUCCAGCGCACCAGUGACCCGGGGAUGGAAAGGGACAGAGAGAGAUGCAGAGAUCCAGCUUUCCCUGUCCGGAUACCAGCUCUCGCCUCCCCAAGCCCCAAGGCCACCCACACCCAUCCCCACGUCAUCCAGUCAGAAAAAAGCAACUACUUCACCACGUUGUCCAACAGCGUAGUAAAUGAGCCUCCAAGACUUUACCCCUCAAAGGAGCUCACCUCUUACUAUGAGAAAGUGUCCACGGGACCUCCAGGGGUUGUAGCCAGUGUUGGGGCAGCUGUGCCAAGCCCAGGAGUGCUUCCCCUGGGCAGCUACAGCUCAAAGGCUUCCCUCUCCAAGCCCCCACCCCUCAUUAAGCACCAGCCAGAGGGAGGAGAGGGUUUAGCAGGGAAAAUCACUGAGCAGCUCAGUCAGCAGGUGACACUCCAACAGCACCACACAGGUAUAGACAGGAUAGAACGCCGUAGCCCUGCCAUUUCUCCUUCCUCCUCCUCAACAUCCUCCUCUUUCUCCUCAGCCCACAAUCACCAUCAUCACCAUCACCAACAGCAACAGCAGCAGCAGCAGCAACAACAUCAGCUCAGGGCAAUGCCAUCUCUUCACCGAGCACCUGUCUUCCAUCCACCCACACAGCAUGCGCUGGAACGCAAAGAGGCUGCAGAGCGGGAGAAGGAACGAGAACGAGAGAGAGAGAGAGCUGGUUAUGGUGGACGCCUGUCUCCACCAACCCUCACACCCAUCCAGCCAGUUAGCUUAGCAUCAACUGGCAGCAAAACAUUAGCAGAGCAGCAGAAGCCCCCCACACUGCUGCCAGAACUCAGGGAUAUCAAAGGUCAUGGAAACACUGCCAUUGUCACCUCUGUGGCCUCAGCCGUCAGUGGGGAGAUCAUGACUUCAUGUGUAGAUGGGUGGAGAGGUGGAGAGAUGAUUCAGGAAAGAGGAGGUUCAUUCUCUGGAGAGAAAGCAGUGUCGAGGGGGAAGCCCCAAGCCGCAGUGGCAUCAGUCAUUGUGCGUCCGUCAACAUCUAUUAAGUAUGACAGCACCAUUGGUGCUAACAAAUCUGGUGCUAUGAUCCAUAAGGAUUUCCCUCAGGGUAGGUUCUACCCAUCCAAGCUUCAGGGGGAAUGUCCUAGACUAGGGGAGAUUGUAAGAGAAUCUGGAGCUGGCAGGAUUAUCCAACCAAAUUCCAACUUGGAUGAUAUGUCUAUCCAGUAUAAAAAGACUUCUGUGCGUGGCAUACAAGGAAAUAUAGGAGCCAGUACCAUAAACUCUGUAUGCAGGACUGCUGUUUCACCGUCAGCUUUUGGCAUACAGGUGAAAAGCGGGACAUCUACACCAGUCGCAUUUCGGGGAGAGAUUUCAACCCACAACACUGGUGCUGGUAACUGGGUGCUGAGCCAUUCAGGACCAGGAGAGCACCAGGAGGGGUUAGGCUCACGCACCACAUCUCCAGGGGGGUCUCUACCUCCUCCUAGUCCAGCAGGGACACCGCAGCCCAGUCCAAGCCUCACCCCAACACCUGUCUCCUGCCAGCCUUACUCCUCAUCCUUUGUUCACCUUAAGAAGCACAAAGCUGCCUUGGCUGCAGCUCAAUCCCGAAGCAAUUUCUCCGCUGCUCCAACAUCCAUCACAACUGGAAACUCUUCCGUAACUGUGGAAGCAGUUGAUAAAGGGCCCAUUCAUAACUCACCUCUGCCACCAUCCUCAAGCCAAGCUUCAUCAUCCUCCGUCGACAGCAGUAGCAGUAGCUCGGCAAGCGGUAGCACAACACCAGGCAAGUCUAGUCCCCUGCCUAAUGGCCAUACCUCUGGGUCAGUUUCAACAACCAGCAUUCAGCCCAGUAACUACCACAAGCUGAAAAAAGCCUGGUUAACUCGGCACUCAGAGGAGGACAGGAACACAACUGCUGCUACAAGCUCCACCGGUACUAAACAAGAGAAACUGCCAAGCACCACCACCAGCACAAGUAACACCACAGCCAUGUCGGAAAUGAUCAAACCUUGUACGGUCAAUCUCAGCGCCUCCACCUCCAGUGAGGUGGAAAUGAACAAAGACAGUGGAAGCAAAGUCGAGAGAGACAGACAGCCAGAGGAGAAGGUGGGAGGAGCAGCAGCAGGAGGAGGGGAGGAGAGGAAAACAGCUUCUUCAUCAAGGCGAGGCAACAAACGGCCAUAUGAGUCUGGUUCAGAGAGCGGGGGAGAUGACUCUGACGCUAGUGAGAGCAAAAUGGAGGGCAGAGCCAAGCGUCAACCAAAACCAACGUACAAGAAGAAACAGAAUGAUAUGGCCAAGAAGAAAGGCGACAAUGAGAAGGAAGAAGAUGAUGUGAAGCCUAAUGGCAUCUUCAGAUCAGCCCGAGAGAAGACUAAACUCAAACUGGCCAGCAGCAAUGGAAUCCCCAGAUCCAUCCUGAAGGACUGGAGAAAGGUGAAGAAGCUAAAGCAGACGGGGGAGUCUUUCCUGCAAGAUGACUCAUGUUCAGAAAUAGGACCCAACCUGCAAAAGUGUCGGGAGUGCAGGGUGGUCCGCAGUAAGAAGGGCGAGGAGCCUGCGCAUUCUCCCGUCUUCUGUCGUUUCUAUUAUUUCAGACGCCUUUCCUACAGUAAAAACGGAGUCAUUCGGAUGGAUGGCUUCUCCACUCCAGACCAGUUUGAUGAUGAAGCCCUGGCUCUGUGGGACCCUGGGGUUAUGCUGGAGAGCCACCUGGACCAAGCCACAGCCAAGUACAUCCUCAGCUUCAUUGGAGACAAGUUCUGUCAGAUGGUUUUGACUGAGAAUACUGCAGCCACCUGGGUCAAGAAGGAUGCCAAGCUGGCGUGGAAGCGUGCAGUGAGGGGGGUGAGGGAGAUGUGUGAUGCCUGCGAGGCAACCCUCUUCAACAUCCACUGGGUCUGUCAGAAAUGCGGCUUUGUUGUCUGCUUGGACUGCUACAAGGCCAAAGAGAGAAGGAGCUCCAAAGAUAAAGAACUAUACAGCUGGCUGAAGUGUGUGAAAGGCCAACCUCACGAUCACAAACACCUGAUGCCAACGCAGAUCAUACCUGGCACAGUGUUGACAGAUUUGGUGACUGCCAUGCACUCUUUGAGAGAAAAAUACAACAUCAAAUCCCACUGUCCCUGCAACAACAAACAGAACCUCCUCAACAAACUCCCAUCUACCAAUGGAGUCUCACAGGUUCUGCAGAAUGUCCUGAACCACAGUAACAAGCUGUCUCUGGUGAAAGCUGAACUGGGCUCUCAGCAGAAUUCCGACCAAGGCGGAAUUAAGGCGGAGACUAACGGAGGAGGCGGUGGAGGAAGCAGUCCGGUUAGCGACGCAGGAAGUGCUCCUGUCACCCCACCAGAGUCUCAGUCACCUCUGCACUUCUUGGCUGACCUGGCAGAACAAAAGUCCAGGGAGGAAAAGAAAGAAAACAAGGAGUCAGUGGUGCUGGGUAAAUCGGUGAAGGAAGACAAGGAAGGGGACAGUCUGGAGGUCCUGCAGCAGUGUAAGACCACCUCGCUGGUGGCUAACAGUACGGAGCAGGGAUCCACACUCAGAGAUCUGCUUACUACCACAGCAGGGAAGCUGAAGCUGGGCUCUACUGAUGCAGGAAUUGCCUUUGCACCAGUCUACUCUACUGCCUCACAGACUGGAAAAGGUGGGCGGACCAUGCCAAAUAUCCUUGAUGACAUCAUUGCUUCAGUAGUUGAGAAUAAAAUCCCUGCCAGCCGCCAGAACAUCACCACCAAGCUGUCAAUCAAGCAAGAGCCUGUCACCCCAGGCAAAAAUAACAACAACAACAACAACCCCACCCCCGUUGUUACUGAGGAUGCCAAACCAGACAAGAAGAAGUCAGCACCUCUUACUGUGGAAGUGCUAGACGAAUCCACCAAUCAGUAUCCAGAUAUUUCACACUGCUGGUUAAACAACAAACGAUUACUGUGGCUCAAAGACCACCGCAACCAGAACAACUGGAAGCUGUUCAGAGAGUGCUGGAAACAAGGACAGCCUGUGUUGGUGUCAGGGAUCCAUAAGCGACUGAAUGCCAGUCUGUGGAAAGCUGACUCUUUCAACCAGGAGUUUGCAGACCAUCAGGGAGACCUCCUCAACUGUAAAGACCAAGUGGUGUCCAACUCCGGGAUCAAGGAAUUCUGGGAUGGAUUUGAAGACAUCACCAAGCGACCUAAGUCCAAGGAUGGAGAACCUAUGGUCUACAGACUGAAGGACUGGCCAUCUGGAGAGGAGUUCAUGGCCCUCAUGCCUUCAAGAUAUGAUGACUUGAUGAAGAACCUGCCCCUGCCAGAGUACUCCGAUCCAGAGGGCAAUCUCAACCUGGCCUCUCACCUGCCAUCUUUCUUUGUCAGGCCAGAUUUGGGGCCAAGACUUUGCUGUGCCUACGGUGUAGCUGCAUCUCAGGACCAGGACUUUGGGACUGCCAACCUCCACGUGGAAGUCUCAGAUGUCGUCUCAGUCCUGGUCUAUGUAGGAGUAGCCAAAGGCAAUGGAGUCCUGUCCAAAACUGGAGUGUUGAAGCGUCUGGAGGAGGAGGAUCUAGAUGAGGGGGUUCGAAGGAGGCUCAAAGACUCCAGUGAGACACCGGGGGCACUGUGGCAUAUCUACCUCAACAGAGACAUGGACAAAGUCCGAGAGUUCCUGCACAAGCUGUGUAAGGAGCAGGGAUUGGACAUGUCCUUGGACCAGGACCCAGUCAGAGAGCAGAGCUUGUACUUGAGCAGGAAGCAGCGUCAGCAGCUGCUUGAUGAACACGGAGUUCAGGGCUGGACUGUAGUUCAGUUCCUGGGAGACUCUGUACUUAUACCAGCAGGGGCCAUGCACCAGGUGCAGAACCUCCACAGCUGUGUUCAGGUAAUCAAUGACUUUGUGUCUCCAGAGCACGUGGCCAACUCCUUCCACCUGACCCAGGACCUCCGGCCCAGUAAGGAGGAGGUUAACUACGAGGAUAAACUACAGGUGAAAAACAUCCUGUACCACUGUGUAAAGGAGGUGGUGAGUGCCCUGAAGAGGGCCAGCUCUGAGGAAGAUGAUGAGGAAGAGAACUCGUGACACCUCACUGGCCUCAUUCACGCCUUCCAGACAGGGACACGACUCCCAUCGACACCUUGCUGUCCCCACACCCAUCACCUCUCAUGCAGGACUGUGUCACAUGACCAUAAGAGGUGUUCGGGUCAGAGCUGGUCAUGUGACCCAGGGGACCUCGCAGUGUCAACUGCACACAAAUCACACAUCCAGGUGGCCAGUGAGAGGCACCUCCAUCAUCACCCCAGACCUUCAGUGCCAAGAGGAGACAAACACAAGACCAGAGGGGCCACUGGACUGACAGGGAUUAAAUCUCAACAAGCACACCUCUUUGUGUUUCAUAGACUCAGUGCACAGGGAGGACAGAGGAAUUCUGGGAAACAAAGUACAGCAUGUUGUUUGGAAGUCUCCACUGAAACGGAUGUUUCCUGCUAAGAUCCGGUUUCCAUGGAGACUGUGCUGUGAGCUCCUGUAAAUUCACAGGUUUGAUGGCAGCAGGAGCUGCAGUGAUGAUGGAGACGCACUGUAAUCUGCUGUGGAUUAUCAAGGAGGUUUAAUCCCUGUCUGUUGCAGCAGCACCACAUAACGUCUUGGACAGAAAUAUCUUGCUGAUCACAACAGCAUCACCAGCAGCAAGCAGCAUCAGGAUCAAAACUUUCAUCUCUGCUGUUUAAAAAAUCAAGGAAAAAAAAAAGAUUUGAGGGGAAAAAAAAUGCAAAACAGAAAUCUCAGAUGUUUCAGCCAGCAGGCAUUGAGAUCUGCUGCUCCCUCGUUUGUUGUUCCUGUCAUUUGUCUUUUCUCGUCCUUUUUUUCUAGCUGUCUGUUGCUGUUCUGUUCUUAAUUGUCUUUUUCAUACGAGCAUUGUUUUAUUUGCUCUGUGAAGAUGUAUUUAUUUUAUAGCUCUAUGAUAUGCGAUGUUAUUGAGACAAAAGCAUUAAUGUAAAUGUGACUUGUACAGGUUUUUUUUCCUUUUGCUAUGUGAUUUUCAGUUGUAAUACGGCUCUACUGUGAUGGAGGACACACACACACACACACACACACACACACACACACACACACACACACCAGCUAAUGCCUGUAACUUUGGGAAAUGUUGAUGUUCUACAGUCCUCAUGCCAUAAAUCCAUUUUUUGAAAAUGAACUGCCAAAUUAUUGUAAAGACUGUGUAAAGUUGUAUUAUGUAAAGAAAGAACAAAAUGGCUUCUACACGUCAGCAUUUUAUGAAAAAGUAUUUGCUGUAAAAUUGAGACAUUUACAAAAAAAGAUGUAAUUUAUUUAAGAAAAGAAUGAAUUGUCUUGUUUUUUGUUUUGUUAAGAUUUACUAUGGUGAACUUUUGAAGUUAAAAGAUAAAAUAAUUAAAAGGUUUACUAUAAUGUGUAAAUAUAUACAUAUAUACAUUCACUGAGGUAUUUUUUUAAAACAUGGCUUGCUUCAAUUUCAAAUUUUAAAGUGCAAGUGUUACAUGCUUUGUACAUUGAAGUUCAAAAGGGUUUUACAUUUUCCAUUAAAAUGGAUUUAUCAGA
This is a messenger RNA of Scatophagus argus, 10529 nucleotides long. RefSeq names its product jumonji domain containing 1Cb (gene jmjd1cb). NCBI's taxonomy places the organism in Eukaryota, Metazoa, Chordata, Actinopteri, Scatophagidae. The transcript is spliced from 31 exons. Gene Ontology annotation, cellular component: chromatin; histone deacetylase complex. The record is from RefSeq and is a predicted model, not a curated record. Gene Ontology annotation, biological process: regulation of transcription by RNA polymerase II. Gene Ontology annotation, molecular function: chromatin DNA binding; histone H3K9 demethylase activity; transcription coregulator activity. Bases 261 to 9032 code for a protein of 2923 amino acids.